AAAAGGUUUGAUUUUUUUAUUCUUCUUUGCUUCAUUUCUUUUCUUAGUCAUAUUAUGUUGAUUUUAGAAAUGGGGUUUAAAAAAGAGUGAUUUUUUAAGCCAUUCUUGACUUGUUCUGUUUGUGUUGUGUGCAGGUUUUUGGUUAUUUAACUUCUUUGUUUCCUUCUUUCUGUAAGUAGUUUUAGCCAUGAAUCCAUAUCUUCCUGAAUGGAAUAUUGAGACUGAACUUCCUGCUCCACAUCAAAAGAAGCCUAUGGGAUUUGAUCAUGAGCUAGUGGAGUUGUUGUGGCGAAACGGGGAGGUAGUAUUACAUAGCCAAACACAUAAAAAACAGCCAGGUUAUGAUCCUAAUGAAUGCAGACAGUUUAACAAACAUGAUCAACCAACAAUAAGAGUUGCUGGAAAUCAGACUAAUUUGAUUCAAGAUGAUGAAACUGUCGCGUGGCUAAACUGCCCUAUCGAUGAUUCGUUUGACAAAGAAUUUUGUUCCCCUUUCUUAUCUGAUAUUUCAACAAAUCCUCACCUGGGGGAGGAGCCUGAUAAGUCAAUUAGGCAAUCAGAGGACAAUAACAAGGUUUUCAAGUUUGAUCCUUUAGAGAUCAACCAUGUUCUUCCGCAAUCACAUCAUUCUGGUUUCGAUCCAAAUCCAAUGCCACCUCCAAGAUUUCACAACUUUGGAUCAGCGCAACAGAAACAUCAUAUAGUAGGGGGGGAUCAGAAAGGUGUUAACUUUCCUCCACCGAUAAGGUCAUCCAAUGUGCAGCUUGGUGGCAAAGAAGCUAGAAGCAAUCUGAUGCUGCAAGAUAUUAAAGAGGGGUCUGUGAUGACAGUUGGUUCAAGCCACUGUGGCAGCAAUCAAGUUGAUACUAGCCGGUUUUCAAGUAGUGCAAAUAGAGGGCUGUCUGCAGCAAUGAUCACUGAUUAUACCGGAAAAAUCAGUCCACAAAGUGAUACAAUGGACCGAGACACAUUUGAACCAGCUAAUACAUCUUCGUCUUCAGGAAGAUCGGGUAGUAGUUAUGCAAGAGCAUGCAAUCAAUCUACAGCGACCAAUAGCCAGGGCCACAAAAGGAAGAGUAGAGAUGGUGAAGAACCAGAAUGCCAGAGUAAAGCUGAUGAGCUAGAAUCAGCUGGAGGAAACAAGUCAGCCCAAAAAUCUGGAACUGCCCGAAGGAGCCGUGCUGCAGAAGUGCAUAAUCUCUCUGAAAGGAGACGGAGGGAUAGAAUCAAUGAGAAAAUGAAGGCCUUGCAAGAGCUUCUUCCUCACUCUACUAAGACAGACAAAGCAUCAAUGCUGGAUGAGGCUAUUGAAUACUUGAAAUCACUUCAGAUGCAACUGCAGAUGAUGUGGAUGGGAAGUGGCAUGGCAUCAAUGAUGUUCCCUGGUGUCCAACACUACAUUUCCAGAAUGGGAAUGGGGAUGGGUCCGCCUUCGGUGCCUUCCAUGCACAAUGCUAUGCAUUUAGCUAGGCUUCCUUUGGUUGAUCCAGCAAUCCCUUUGACACAAGCUGCCCCUAAUAAUCAAGCAGCUGCAAUGUGCCAGAAUUCAAUGUUGAAUCAAGUUAACUAUCAACGCCAUUUGCAGAAUCCCAAUUUUCCAGAUCAAUAUGCUAGUUACAUGGGGUUCCAUCCACUUCAAGGCGCUUCUCAGCCUAUAAACAUUUUUGGCUUAGGUUCACAUACAGCACAGCAAACUCAGCAGUUACCGCAUCCAACUAAUAGUAAUGCACCUGCCACUUGAAGAGUUAUCACUGAGGAUACUAUCAGUGUAAAAUUAGGACAGUGAAAUUGCUUCAUUUUGCGUAAUGUUUAUCAUGGUACUAGACUCUAGCAAUCACUACUGGAAGAUCUUAAGAUUUUGGGAGCUAACGUUCAAAUAUGUAAGAGACAACGACACCAUCAUAAUGAAAUACAUGAACUUCAUUGUAUGAGACUCUUCUUCAUAUAGCAAAGCUACAAGUUUUAUUCUGUAGGAGCACAUUAGUAGUUGGCAUAUGUAACUUACUGUAUAUGAAAAAAUUUACUGAGGAAUAAGAAUUCAUUAAGUCUUUACAUACUGA
Messenger RNA from Solanum lycopersicum (tomato), 2060 nucleotides. The record is from RefSeq and is a predicted model, not a curated record. NCBI's taxonomy places the organism in Eukaryota, Viridiplantae, Streptophyta, Magnoliopsida, Solanales, Solanaceae.